This is a messenger RNA of Teleopsis dalmanni, 12138 nucleotides long. RefSeq names its product dynein heavy chain 6, axonemal (gene Dhc16F). Gene Ontology annotation, cellular component: dynein complex. Gene Ontology annotation, molecular function: minus-end-directed microtubule motor activity; ATP binding; dynein intermediate chain binding. NCBI's taxonomy places the organism in Eukaryota, Metazoa, Arthropoda, Insecta, Diptera, Diopsidae. The coding region runs from base 111 to 12092 and encodes 3993 amino acids. The transcript has 39 exons. Gene Ontology annotation, biological process: microtubule-based movement. The record is from RefSeq and is a predicted model, not a curated record.
UAACUGUGCUGAUAUCAUUCGAUAGUAAAGGAAUUGGAAAGAUAUUUUAAAAACACUGACGGAUUUGUAAAUAAUUAUCUAUAGAAACAUAAGAACAAAUAAAAAACAAAAUGUUAUCGAAGCUUGAAAAACCCUCACUUAAAUUAACAAAUAAGCAAGUCUUGGAAGAGAUUGCACAAUACAAAAGAUGUUUUAGGGAAAUAAGUAAGGUUCAUUAUGAGCAACCGGAAAUACUAAAACAUUUGGAUAAAGAUACUUUGAUAACCGCUGCUUCGCUUAUACCGGACUUAAAUAUUUUGGUCGAACGUAUGGCAAAAAUGAAAGAUGACAGUUUCAUAUAUAUCUCUUAUAUGCUACCCUCCUCAGAUAAAUAUUUUACGCCAUACAGUUUAAUAGAGGUUGAGUACAGAAAAUUACCAGAUCCACAUCAUUACUUCACCAUGAGCCGGCAUGGCGUUACUCACUGGCAUCUCGAUGAGAACUUCUUUACACCGCUACGUCAGUGGCAACAGGAGUUUCAACAAUUCUUAAGUAUCAUUAAAGUGAGAACUUUUGCUAAUUUUCGUCUGUGGAAGGGUUUCAAGGUCUGGGAGAAGAGAGUAAAGUGGAAAAAAUUUAAUGAAGCUAAAUUACAUUUGGAAGAUAAUCUCUUCAUUGCUAUACCGCAGUUAGGCAAAGCUAUAUUAAAACUGCGAAAAGAGGUUGUGAAAUUGGAAAAAUUGAAUUUUAUUAAUGUCACCGUUAUCGAGGAUUGGCAUUCAUUUUACUUCCUUGAAUUGCAUAUGCGUAUCUAUGAGCAAAUGCAAGAAAAAUUCUAUUAUUUCCGGAAAGAGACACAAGCAUAUCUAUAUGAGGCAUGUCUCUUUGCUUUGCUCGAAAAAGGUUUCUAUCCCGAUGAUGAAGUAAACUACUUUCCUUCUAUUAAAAAAAUGAGAGAUGCACUCAGUUUCAUGGAUAGGGCUAAAAAGCGGAAUUACUGCAAAAUGCUCUCCAAUUUCUUAAGUUUUUGUGAUCGUGUAGUAGGACAUAUGUUGCACAAGAUAGUUGCACAGAGCACUAACGAUCUGGCAGUAGCUUUGCAAACACAUGAUGAACUGGGCCCAACAGUGGAACAAAUAGAAGGAAAUCUCUCAGUAAGUGAACAAAUCGAGCCAAAGAGACCAGAUAAUAAACCACAGAGACCGUUCCUACUUGCUGAACUUAUUAUGCUUUCUGAUCGCAUUGAAGUUGACCCAUCUGAAGAAAUAUUGAGAGUAAUAUUUCAUCGUAUUCAUUCACUUAUUUUGGACACUGUAAUGGCAUUCAAAUCAUUUACUGAUGAUCCAACGUUUAACCAAUUUACUGAACCCUGUAUAAUGGGAAGACAAGAGGAACGUUUAUCGGAACCAGCGCCAGCACUAUCAUUUUUGUUUCGUACAGAUAAAGUUUAUCAAGCCAAUCGCAAAUCUAUCUACACAAAUAUACAUAAUGCCUACAUUAAGGCCAUAGCCUAUACCAAACGUUUUACGACGAUACGGCUUAACUAUGAAAUUGAUUUGACAACCGAUCCAACGUUACUUAGCACGGAAAGAGACUUGGAAAAAUUGCGCGAAUAUUGUGAUCGAUAUUGCAAUAAUGUACGUGCUUUAGAUGGUAUUUUGUCUGAUGUCAAUUUAGGUUUAUUGAGAUUAACACAAUCCAGCUUUAAGGACACUGUGACACCAGUGUGCCAUAAACUUCAAAAUGUUUUGGCAAUGUGGAUUCCAAAACUUGCUAUGCAGGAAGUGACACGUGUAACGCAUGAAUGUUCGGAAUUAUAUAGAAGGAUAAUAGCGUUACCUGAUUCAACACUAGCCAUUGUUGAACAUUUACAUUUUCUUGAAAAUGUCGAGAGCUCUUUGCUAGCUUUAAUGACUCAAGUUGACUAUGCCCAUGACUUAUUCAUAAUUAUGAAAGAUUUUGAAAUACCCAUUGAUGACGAACGCAAAGAGGAUUAUAUGGAUUGUGAAGAUUUAGUUAAUCGUACCAUUGACACAUUACAUGAAACACGUGAAAAACGACAAGAAUUCGUAAAUCUUCUAAAAGAAAAGAUAGAUGAAGAUAUUAUCAAAUUAUUUGAAGACAUAGCACAGAUAACAAAAGAAACAGAAGCACCUCAUUUGUUGGAUAUUAAGUCAGAUUCUGAAAAGGUUUUGCCAGAACUAAACGCAUUGUAUGAUCGACUUGUGAAAUGUCAAGAAAAAUCUAAUGAAUUGGUUGGCUUCCAACGUGAAUUUAAGCUCGAUAUAACACGUUUCGAGGAAAUAGGUAAUACGUUCCAAAAGAUUCGUUUACGUCAAAAUCUCUGGAACAAUUGGGAAGAAUGGGAGCUUGCAUUGGAAGAAUGGUAUGGCAUGGAAUUCAGUUCUCUCAAUGUUGAAGACAUGGUCAAUCUUAAUACAAAGAUAAUUAAAAAUUGCAUGCAGUAUGAAAAAUAUUUACCAGAAAAUGAAAUUGUACCAAUGCUGAGGGAAUCUGCUGAAGAAUUCAAAACUAAAUUGCCGGUGCUCACCUACUUACGUAAUCCGAAUCUCAAAAUUCGCCACUGGACCAUUAUUGAGAAUCUCUUACAAAAGAAACUAUGCGGAGAACAAAACAUACACAUAAAAACAUUUGAGGAAUUGAAUGCUUUUACUGAUGAAGUCAUGGAGGUUUUGAUGGAAGUAUCAUCACAAGCCACGGGUGAAGCGCAACUUGAAUCCAUGCUCAAGAAUCUUGAGAAUAUUUGGAAAACUACUGAAUUAUCGAUUGUACAACAUCACGAUCAAAAUGAUGUAUUUAUACUUGCGGGUACUGAAGAGUUGCAACUUAUAUUGGACGACUCUAAUGUGAAUAUAAAUACUAUAGCGGCAUCAAAGUUCGUGGGUCCUAUAAGAAAUAAAGUUAAUGAGUGGAUAACCGAUUUGGAACAAUUUGGUGAAACUUUAGAGGUUUGGAUGGAAUGUCAAACAUCUUGGAUUUAUUUAGAAGCGAUUUUCGCUUCACCAGAUAUACAACGACAACUGCCCAAAGAAGCCAAAAUGUUUUUGGUGGUUGAUAAGAAAUUCAAAGAAAUUGUGAGGAGUGCUAAAAAGACUUCACUAGCGCUUGCUGUAAUGGCAGAUAGAGAAAACUAUGAGGCACUUAAAGAGAACAAUCGUUUACUGGAUUUGAUAACAAGAGGACUAGAAGCUUAUCUAGAAGUGAAACGUGUGGUAUUUCCAAGAUUCUACUUUUUGUCUAAUGAUGAACUUCUUGAAAUUUUGGCGCAAACACGUGUACCUCAAGCUGUGCAACCGCAUUUGCGCAAAUGCUUCGAUGCCAUUUAUCGUCUUGAGUUCGGUCAGAAGGAAGGUGGAGAAGGUGGUAAACCAAGUCCAACAAAUGAUAUUUUAGCCUUUAUAUCACCUGAGGGAGAAAAAUUACUCUUUGGUAAAGGUCUUAAGGCACGCGGUGCUGUGGAGGAAUGGCUAAGCAAAGUCGAAGAAGCUAUGUUCAUAGCGGUCAAACGUUAUAUGCGCUUUGGUUAUCAAUGUUAUCCAGCAAAGGAGCGACAUGAAUGGUUUCAAGAUCAUCCAAAUCAAAUUGUUUUGACUGUUUCACAACAGCAGUGGGCAGCUGAUGUACACAUGAUUUUCGCCGGUGGUGAAGUAAAACUACGAUUAGAUGCUGGUCAAGACGACGAAAAAUCAAAUAUUGUGAAAAACAUGCAACUAUUUGAGAAGAAAUGCUUCAAAAACUUAGCUGCUUUGGCAGCAUUAACAAGAACUAAUAUUACCUCAUUACUCCGUAAAAUACUAUGCGCCCUCAUCACAAUUGAUGUACACGCAAAGGAUUCUGUGAAUCUUUUACUAGAAAAAAGAGUUACCAAAAUCACUGAUUUCAACUGGUUGAAAAUGUUACGAUUCUAUUGGAAUCCAGAUAAUGAUACGGCAUACUCACGUAUGGCUUCUGCCAACAUACCUUACUACUAUGAGUAUUUGGGUGCCGGUGGUGUUUUGGUGUUAACUCCGUUGACUGAUCGUUGUUACUUAUGCUUGAUGGGUGCGUUUCAGAUGGAUUUAGGUGGUGCGCCAGCUGGACCUGCUGGUACUGGUAAAACAGAAACAACAAAAGAUUUAGCAAAAGCAGUAGCAAAACAAUGCGUUGUAUUCAAUUGUUCCGAUGGCUUAGAUUAUAAAAUGAUGGGACGUUUCUUUUCUGGAUUGGCACAGUGUGGUGCAUGGUGUUGCUUUGAUGAAUUUAAUCGAAUUGAUAUUGAAGUACUCUCAGUCAUUGCUCAACAAUUGAUUACAAUACGUAAUGCAAAAGUGGCUAAAGUUAAACGUUUUAUGUUUGAGGGUCGUGAAAUAAAGUUAAGUAGUUCAUGUUCUGUAUAUAUUACCAUGAAUCCCGGAUAUGCUGGACGUACUGAAUUGCCUGAUAACUUAAAGGCACUUUUCCGUCCUAUUGCUAUGAUGGUACCUGAUUAUGCUCUAAUUUCUGAAGUCAUAUUAUAUUCCGAAGGCUUCGAAUAUCCCAAAGUGUUGGCCAAUAAAAUGGUACAAAUGUACAAACUGUGCAGUGAACAGUUAAGUCAACAAAAUCAUUAUGAUUUCGGUAUGCGAGCUGUGAAAUCUGUUUUGGUAAUGGCAGGCGCAUUGAAACGUGCAGCGCCAGAUCAACGUGAGGAUAUUACAUUGAUCGCUGCGUUGCGUGACUCGAAUAUACCUAAAUUUUUGGCUGACGAUGCACUAUUAUUCCGUGGCAUACUUAGUGAUCUAUUUCCGGGAGUUGUUUUACCCGAUUCUUCUCAUCCAGAUUUAGAAGAGAGUCUAAAAAUUGGCCUAACUGAGAAAAAUCUACAAUCUACGCCUACAACGAUACGUAAAUGUAUACAAUUAUAUGAAACAAUGUGUGUACGUUGGGGUGUUAUGUUGGUUGGUCCAACCGGUGGUGGUAAAUCGACAGUCUUGCAUGCUCUAGAAUUUGCUCUGGCGCAUUUAUAUGAUAUUCAAGUGCCCGGUCCAAAUUUUCGACACGUCACCAUACAGACAAUGAAUCCCAAAGCAGUUACUAUGAACGAACUUUAUGGUUAUGUGGAUUCCAAAACACUCGAGUGGCAAGAUGGCUUAUUAGGUUUAGCUGUAAGAACGGCAGUAAAUAUAGAAGAUGAAAUUCAUCAAUGGAUUGUAAAUGAUGGCCCAGUCGAUGCUGUGUGGAUUGAGAAUUUAAAUACUGUACUGGAUGAUAAUAAAAUGUUGUGCUUAGCAAACUCAGAACGUAUAAAACUUACCGCAUGGGUGCAUAUGGUCUUUGAAGUACAGGAUUUGAUACAGGCUUCACCUGCUACGGUUUCACGUUGCGGUAUGGUAUAUGUAGACCCUGAUGAUUUGGGUUGGUUACCACUGGUCGAUUCUUGGAAGAAUGGAGAUAUUAAAGCGAAAUUAUCUCCGGCACAGAUGGAAUAUUUAUACUCAUUAUUUAUAAAUCAUCUUUUUGAUCUGGUAAAAAUUGGUAUAAAGUAUGGAGCGUUUUUAAUUCAUCAAGUAACAAAUGCUAAAGUUCGGCUCUUGUGUGAACUACUUGCAGCUCAAAUAGAGCCAUUACGUUGGUCCGGAAUUGGCGAUGAAAACUAUCAGCGUUUGCUGUGCAAAAUGUUUGCUUGGGGUGCAUUAUGGUCAGUGGCGUGCAAUUUCAAAGAUGCUGAAAAGAGGAAUUUUGAAAAAUCCGUACGCGAAGUGAUGGGAAAAGAACCAUUUAUGAAAUUUCCAAAUAGUAGUCUUUGGGAUUAUCGUGUUAAUGUUGAACGUGAAGAAUGGGAGAAUUGGAGUCAUCUCAUUGAAGAGUUCGCUUAUGAUCCAAAUGAUAAGUAUUUUGAUAUGCAAGUACCUACAAUAGAUACCACAAAAUUUGGGUACGUUUCCGAACUUCUGUUCCUGCGCAGAUUUCCGGUUAUGUAUACGGGUGAUACUGGCUUUGGUAAAACUGUGCUAGCUGCUAAAACUCUUAAAAAGCUCUCCACAGGAAAAAUUGUUCCAGCUUUUAUUAACUUUUCUGCACAAACUACCAGCUCACGUACCCAAGAAAUGAUUGAGGGUUCUCUUGAAAAGAGGAAGCGUACUCAACUCGGUGCACCAAUCGGAAAAACGGUUAUCAUAUUUAUUGAUGAUGUCAAUAUGCCUAAAUUGGAUACUUACGGUAGUCAGCAUGCUAUUGAACUACUAAGACAAUUUUUAGACUUUGGAGGUCUUUACGAUCGGGAGAAACUGUUUUGGAAAGAAAUUUUAGACGUUGUACUUGGAUGUGCAUGCGCUCCUCCUGGAGGUGGUAGGAAUCCUUUAACUCCACGUUUCGUAAGACACUUUGCUCUCUUCUCCUUGCCAAAGCCGCUCGAUGAAACCUUAACAACUAUAUUUAGUGGUAUCCUAGGAGGAUUUCUGAGUGACUUUACACCUGCCUUACAUGAAUUAUGUACACCAAUCGUUAAUGCAUGUGUCGAUGUAUAUAUGCGUGUAUCACAGGAAAUGUUACCAACACCAGACAAAUCGCAUUAUAUAUUCAAUUUGCGUGAUCUCUCCAAAUGCAUACAAGGCAUCCUACAAGCAAGCUAUGCAAAUUAUAUCAUGGAAUCACAGUUAUUGCGUCUCUUCUAUCAUGAGACCACUCGCGUGUUCCACGAUCGGCUUAUAAAUAAAGAAGAUAAAACAUUCUUUAAUAAUUUGUUAAAUGAUGUUUGUUUGAAACAAUUUGGUAAACAAGUGGUAAAACCAAAUGAACCACCAAUAGUUUUUGGAGAUUUUAUGAUAUUCGGUCGACCAAAACCAGAGCGUGUCUAUGAAGAAAUAAGAGAUUAUAAAAAACUUGAAAGUAUUUUAAUGGAUUAUGUUGAAGAUUUUAACUCAUCAACUGGCAAAAGUAUGCGUCUUAUACUUUUUCAAGAUGCUAUAGAACAUACAGUACGUUUGGUACGUUUACUACGUAGUGAUCGUGGCAAUGGUUUGCUCGUUGGUAUUGCCGGUAUGGGUAAACAAUCCCUAACGAAACUUGCUUCUCAUGUGAAUGAGUAUAAGUGUAUACAAAUUGAAUUGAAAAGAAAUUAUGAUUUGAAUGCUUUCCAUGAAGACUUAAAGGUUAUAUAUCAAAUAGCAGGUGUUGAGAAUACUCCAGUUGUAUUUUUGAUGAUUGAUACACAAAUAGUAGAAGAAGAAUUCCUAGAAGAUAUGAAUAAUAUAUUGAAUUCUGGUGAAGUGCCAAAUCUGUUUGAAGGUGAUGAUUAUGAGAAAGUUAUACUGGACACACGUGAAUCGUGUAAUGCAGCGACUAAAGGAGGCGGUUGCACUCGUGAUGACAUUUACAAAUUCUUUAUUAAUCGCGUACGUAAUAAUUUACACGUUGUCCUCUCCAUGAGUCCUGUGGGUGAUGCUUUUAGACGUCGCUGCCGUAUGUUUCCUUCAUUAGUGAAUGCUACUACUAUCGAUUGGUUUACCAGUUGGCCAACUGAAGCUUUGUAUUCUGUGGCUUUAGGCUUGUUAGUGGAGAUAACAAAAUCUGAAGAAGAGAGAAUAGCUUUAGCCAGUACAACUGUAUUUAUGCAUAUGACUGUAGAGGAAGCGUCAAAACAAUAUUAUAAAGAAAUGAAACGUCAUUAUUAUACCACACCCAGCAGUUAUCUGGAAUUACUUAAACUCUAUCAAAAUUUAUUGAAAACCAAAACCGAAGAAAUCAUAGCUAAACGUAAGCGUAUUAGCAAUGGCUUAAAUAAGCUUCUGGAAACAAAUGAAGUGAUCGUAGUAAUGCAACGUGAAUUAGAAGUUAUGGUACCACUGCUCGAUGAGCAAUCAGCAAGUAUGAAAGUACUACUAGAUCGCUUAGAUGUUGACAAUAAGGCUGCUGAUAAAGUCAAACACGCCGUUAUGCAGGAUGAAGCAGUAGCAAAGGAGAAAUCAGAACAGUGUAAAGUUAUAUCAGACGAUGCUAGUAAAGAUUUAGAAAUAGCAAUGCCAGCACUACGCGAAGCUGAAGCAGCGCUUAAUAGUAUUAGUAAAGCUGAUAUAAAUGAAUUGAAAUCUUUCACAACUCCACCAGCGCUAGUGCAGUUUUGUAUGGAAGCUGUUUGUAUACUACUUGGAGCAAAACCCACUUGGGCUGCAGCUAAGGUCGUUAUGAAUGAUGUGAAUUUCUUAAAACGACUAUUUGAAUAUGACAAGGAACACAUUAAAGAAGAUGUUUUAAAUAAAGUUAAGAAAUAUAUUGACCAUCCGGACUUUUCACCUGUCAAAUUUGAAAAAGUUUCGAAAGUAGCAAAAUCGGUAAGUCUUUGGGUAAUUGCUAUGGAUAAAUUUGCCAAAGUCUAUAAAGUUGUGGAACCAAAAAUAAAACGGAAAGAAGCAGCUGAAGGAGAACUGAAAGCCGUAACAGAAUUGUUACGCCGCAAACAAAAGGAAUUAGCUGAUGUUGAGGAAAAAAUACAAGCACUCAAAGAUGAUAUUGAUGAAAAAAAUCGUGAAUUUAAGAUUAUUCAGGAUAAAGUGGAUCUAAGUUAUACACGACUUAAUCGUGCUGCUCGUCUAACAUCUGCACUGUCAGAAGAAGAAAUUCGUUGGAAGCAAACUGUUAAGACUUUAACUAGUGACUUGGGAUGUGUACCCGGUGAUGUUUUGGUGAGUGCAGCUUGUGUCGCUUACUUAGGUGCAUUUUCAACUUCUUACCGCACCGAUUUGGAACAUCGCUGGGUGCAAAAAUGUCGUGAAUAUAAAAUUCCUUCCAGCAAGGAAUUUAAUUUGUUAACAAUAUUGGGUGAUGCAUAUGAAAUGCGUACUUGGACUAUGGCCGGAUUACCUAAAGACAACAUAUCUGUGGAAAAUGGUUUAUACGCCACUCGUGCGUUACGUUGGCCACUGAUGAUUGAUCCACAAGAACAGGCCAAUCGUUGGAUACGUAACAUGGAGAAACCAAACAACUUAAAGGUCAUUAAAAUGACCGAUGGUAGCUUAUUACGAGUUGUUGAAAAUUGUAUACGUCAAGGACUACCUGUACUUUUAGAAGAUAUCGAUGAAACUAUUGAUCCAUCUUUACGUCCCGUACUCCAAAGAGAAACAUAUGUACAAGAAGGUCGUGUAUACCUAAAGUUGGGUGAUGUGGUUAUAGAUUAUGAUCCAAACUUCAAGCUAUACAUGACAACAAAAUUGGCAAAUCCACAUUAUUUACCUGAAAUUUGCAUAAACGUGACUUUAGUUAAUUUCCUAGUAACGGAAAGUGGGCUUGAAGAUCAAUUGCUGGCUGAUAUUGUAGCUAUAGAACUGCCAGCAAUGGAACAGCAACGUAAUGAUCUUGUGGUUAAAAUUAACACAGAUAAGCAACAAUUGCUUGCUUUAGAAGAUAAAGUUUUAAAAUUGCUUUACAACUCUCAAGGCAACAUAUUGGAUGAUGAAGAAUUGGUAGAAACCCUGAAUGAUGCCAAAGAAACGUCAUUAAUCAUAGCAGCACGUUUAAUUGAUACGGAAGAGACCGAAAAGGUCAUAACCAAAACCCGAGAACAAUAUCGUUCGCUUGCUUCACGUGGUGCUAUACUCUACUUCGUUGUGGCUGGCUUAGCAGAAAUCGAUCCAAUGUAUCAGUAUAGCUUAAAAUACUUCUCACAAGUUUUCUGUAAUGUUAUACGUCUUGAGCAUGAAAAAGUAACUGUUGAGGAACGGAUCCGAUUGUUGAAAUUGGAUGAACUGAAAGCUAUUUAUGACAAUGUUUCACGUGGUUUAUUUGAAAAACAUAAAAUGAUAUUCAGUUUUCUCUUAGCUUUAUGUAUAGAAAGACAAGAGAAUCGUGUAAAUCAAGCGGAAUUUAAUUUUCUUAGUCGCGGUGUUGUGGGUUCUGUCUCUGAGAAACGUAUGCCAGCUAAUAUUAAAAUGAGUGAAUUAGAAUGGCUAUCUUGUGAGUUUUUGGAAGACAACUUUCCACAACAAUUCAGUGGAUUCACCAGUGCUAUAGCUACUCCCUUUUUCCUACAAAUACUGGACAAUAAAGAGGUCUUCAAUUUUUCACAAAGUAAUGCCGAACCCGUCGCUACCUGGAAUAAACGUCUAACAAACUUUCAAAAACUAAUGUUUGUAAAAGUCUUUCGUACGGAACGCUUUCUGCUUAAUGUCGUGAUCUAUCUCCGUUCUACGGUUGGGAAAUAUUUUACUGAAGCCUCAGCCACAGGAAACCAGCUUAAAGUUGUAUUUUUGGAUACUUCGAAUGUUACUCCUCUUGUCUUCGUACUGACAACUGGUUCGGAUCCAAUGUCAAACUUUUUACGCUUUGCCGAGGAAAUGAAAUAUAUGGAUAAAUUUUAUUCAAUAUCUUUGGGUCAAGGACAGGGACCAAUUGCUGAAAGUUUGAUAGAUAAAAGUUUACGUAUGGGUCACUGGGUGUUCUUGCAGAAUUGUCAUUUGGCUACCUCAUGGAUGUGUUCAAUGGAAACUAUUGUCAGAAAUAUUACAUUAGGAAUAACAAAAGCUCAUGACGAUUUCCGUUUAUUCCUAUCGUCAAUGCCAACAAAGAAUUUUCCAAUUAGCGUCCUACAAAACUCUGUUAAGCUUACAAAUGAACCACCAAAAGGCAUAAAAGCCAAUGUUUUGGGUGCACUUAAUGAUUUAAGCACUGAUUUCUUUGAAGUACAUGUACUCGGAUAUAAAUGGCGUGCAAUUGUUUUUGGUCUUUGUAUGUUUCAUGCUGUCAUACUUGAGAGACGUAAAUUUGGACCAUUAGGUUGGAAUAUAAUGUAUGAAUUCAAUGAAAGCGAUCGUGAAUGUGGUCUUAAAACAUUAGAAUUUUAUAUUGAUCGUGUUGUGGAGGAUGAUAUUGCUUGGGAUGCAAUUUACUAUGUAAAUGCCGAAAUUACUUGGGGUGGACGCGUAACAGAUUACUGGGAUCAACGUUGCUUGCGUACUAUAUUAAAAAUAUUCUCAUCAGCACAAAUUUUAAAACCCGAGUACAAAUACAGCCGCGGUGAUCCUUAUUAUAUGGACCCCGGCAAGGAUACUGUUGAGGAAUACUUGAACUAUGUGAAAUUCUUUCCUACUGUAGAGGAUCCAGAAAUAUUCGGCAUGAAUCAGAAUGCAAAUAUUGUGUUACAGACAAAGGAAACAAACUUUUUCAUUAGUACUUUGCUAUUAGGUCAACCGCGUGCUGCUGCCGAUGAGGGUCAAGCAGCAGAAAACGAUAUGUGUCUUGAAGUUAUAGCCAAGAUUAAAGAGGUACUAAUUACUAAAAUAAACAAAGAUAACAUAAACCCAGAGUUAUUAAAACUCGAUAACAACGGUCAACAACUUUCACUAACAACUGUAUUAGUACAAGAAGUUGAUCGUUUCAAUAAUUUCCUAGCGCUUGUACACGACAGCUUAGUCAAUUUAGCUAAAGCCAUAAAGGGUUUAGUUGUUAUGUCUGAAACUCUCGAGGAAGUUUUUCAAUCACUACUAACAAAUGUGGUGCCACGUUUAUGGGAAAAGAAAAGUUUUCUCUCCAUCAAGCCUUUACCCAGUUAUAUAGCUGAUUUUCAACGAAGAUUGGAUUUUAUAGCUACUUGGUCAGUAGAAGGUAACCCACGUUCUUAUUGGAUAAGUGGAUUUUUCUUUCCACAAUCAUUUCUAACGGGUCUGCUGCAAACACAUGCAAGAAAGCGUGUUUUACCGAUUGAUUCUUUAAAAAUAGAAUUUACAGUUUUUGAUCACUAUAUGAUACAACAAGAUUUCUUUGAAAGACGUCAACAUAAACAACAGGUGGAUAGUAUCUAUGGCAAUUUACCAGAAUCAAAUGAAGGUGGUGUCAAUGUACAUGGUAUUUUUAUAGAAGCUGCUCGCUGGGAUUCAUCACAGGGUGGCUUAUCAGAAUCACUGCGUGGUGAACUUUAUUGUCGUAUGCCAACAAUACGUUUUAUACCUUGCUUAGAACAACGAAAAAUUGAACGUUAUGAGUCUCCAUGCUACAAAACGCAAUCACGUUCUGGUGUUCUGUCGACGACAGGUCAUUCAACAAACUUUGUCCUAUCUGUACUAUUACAAAGCAAAUUCCCACCCGAUUAUUGGAUAAUGCGCGGUACGGCUCUAGUCACAGGCGUGUCCGAAAAUAUUUCCUAAAUUUGUUGUAGCUAAAUUAUUUAUUUUAUUUCUUUUUAUUAUUUAC